Messenger RNA from Fraxinus pennsylvanica, 1047 nucleotides. The record is from the annotation of a GenBank genome assembly. NCBI's taxonomy places the organism in Eukaryota, Viridiplantae, Streptophyta, Magnoliopsida, Lamiales, Oleaceae.
AUGGGUCAUGGACACCAUAGGUGCUGCAGCAAACAAAAAGUGAAGAGAGGGAUGUGGUCACCUGAGGAAGAUGAGAAACUUUCAAGGCACAUUUCUGCCUACGGCCAUGGCCGUUGGAGUGCAGUUCCUAGACUUGCUGGGUUGCAGAGAUGCGGCAAGAGUUGCAGACUGAGAUGGAUAAAUUAUUUGAGGCCGGGUUUGAAAAGAGGGAGUUUUUCUCCACAAGAAGCUGCUCUCAUAGUUGAUCUACAGAAUAUUUUGGGGAAUAAGUGGGCUCAGAUAGCCAAAUAUCUUCCGGGAAGAACAGACAAUGAAGUGAAAAACUUUUGGAAUUCAAGUAUCAAGAAAAAACUCAUGGCAAUGAAUCUUUCUAAUAUGGCUCCAGUUUCCAAUCUAGCCGCAAUUUCUAAUCUGGCAAAUUCUGCAAGGAGCAAUUUUCAAGGUUUGUGCUCAAUGAAUUCAAACUCUAUUCUGAUCCCAACUGCCCAAAUGGAUCAAGUCUGCAUCCCUGCAGCAGCCCCAAAUGAUCCACUACCACAAGGGUUUGAUCAGGUGAAUUUUAAUACCAAUUUAUUCACUCCGCUGCCAUCUUUUCCUUUUUCGUCACUGGAUUCAUCUGCAUAUGAUCUGCCGCCCGUAUGGAUGCCAUCGGAAUACCAGAAACCUCAACUGAUUGAUCAUCAGCAUCAAUUUAACAAACAGGAAGAUACUUCCAUGUUCAUCACUGACGGCGCUGGGGCUCCACAAUUUUUCAACCUGCCGCAAUUAAUGGGUACUUUUGAUGAUACAUCAGCAUUUAAUGGUCUUCUGAAACUCAGUCAAAUGACCGAUGGGGAUCAGUUUGGGAUGUGUUCUUCAUCUGUUUCACCAGUUCUCGCACCAGUUUCUACAGGUUUUUCAGGAUUCCCUUCUGUCCUUCAUGCACCAAAGAUGCAGGUUCCUGCAGUCAGUCAUAUCCAGUUCAUUCAUUCCGUCAUGCCAGCAUUCAACUCACCAUCUUCCUCCUCGUCCUCCCCCUUGCCAGUACUGACUCCUACUACCAGUUAG